This is a messenger RNA of Oryza brachyantha (malo sina), 1817 nucleotides long. RefSeq names its product shaggy-related protein kinase GSK4. Gene Ontology annotation, molecular function: ATP binding; protein serine/threonine kinase activity. The transcript has 12 exons. The coding region runs from base 178 to 1413 and encodes 411 amino acids. Gene Ontology annotation, cellular component: cytoplasm. The record is from RefSeq and is a predicted model, not a curated record. NCBI's taxonomy places the organism in Eukaryota, Viridiplantae, Streptophyta, Magnoliopsida, Poales, Poaceae. Gene Ontology annotation, biological process: signal transduction; protein phosphorylation.
AGGCGAAAAAAGGAGAGAGAAGGCGACGAGCUCUCAUGGUCGUGGUCGCCUAGCCAAACCCAACCCAACCCAACCCAGCCUCGCCGAGGAGAGAGAAGAGUGAGGGAGGGAGGGAGGGAGGGAGAGAGAGAGAGAGGGAGAGGGCCGCUCCAUUUCGGCGACGCCAGCGUCUCCCCCAUGGCCGCGCUGCCGGGCGGGGCCCACGCCGCUGCGGCGGACCCGAUGCAGGUCGACCAGCCGCGCUCCGCGGCCGCCGCGGCGGCGGCGUCGGCUCCCGCUGGAGAAAAGCAUGGUGCUUCUCUUAUCGAAGGGAGCGAUCCAGUCACUGGCCACAUAAUCUCCACAACAAUCGGAGGGAAGAAUGGAGAACCUAAGAGGACCAUUAGCUACAUGGCUGAACGAGUUGUCGGAACUGGAUCGUUUGGAAUCGUCUUUCAGGCAAAAUGUUUGGAGACUGGUGAGACUGUUGCCAUUAAGAAGGUUUUACAGGACAAGCGUUACAAGAACAGGGAGUUGCAGAUAAUGCGAUCAAUGGAUCAUUGCAAUGUUGUCUCUUUGAAGCAUUGCUUCUUCUCAACCACAAGUAGAGAUGAACUUUUUCUCAACCUGGUCAUGGAGUUUGUUCCGGAGUCACUAUAUCGCGUAUUGAAGCAUUAUAGCAACAUGAACCAAAGGAUGCCACUUAUAUAUGUCAAAUUGUAUGUCUACCAGAUAUUCCGUGGUUUAGCUUACAUUCACACUGUACCUGGAGUUUGCCACAGGGAUGUGAAGCCUCAAAAUCUUUUGGUGGAUCCUCUUACUCACCAAGUCAAAAUAUGUGAUUUUGGGAGCGCAAAAAUGUUGGUUAGAGGUGAAGCAAACAUAUCAUAUAUAUGUUCCCGUUAUUACCGUGCUCCAGAACUGAUAUUUGGGGCAACCGAAUACACAACAUCAAUUGAUAUAUGGUCAGCUGGAUGUGUCCUUGCCGAAUUGCUCCUUGGCCAGCCACUGUUCCCUGGUGAAAGUGCGGUGGAUCAACUUGUUGAGAUUAUAAAGGUGCUUGGUACUCCAACACGUGAGGAAAUCCGCUGCAUGAAUCCCAACUACACAGAAUUCAGAUUUCCUCAGAUUAAAGCUCACCCAUGGCAUAAGAUUUUCCACAAGCGGAUGCCUCCAGAAGCAAUUGACCUUGCAUCGCGUCUUCUCCAGUAUUCACCAAAUCUACGAUGCACCGCCCUCGAAGCGUGUGCUCAUCCAUUCUUUGAUGAAUUGCGAGAACCCCAUGCAAGGUUGCCAAAUGGACGACCAUUCCCCCCACUGUUCAACUUUAAACAAGAACUAGUGAAUGCUUCACCAGAGCUCAUCAACAGGUUGAUACCAGAGCAUGCUCGGCGACAUUGUGGGUUCAAUUUCUUGCCUGCUGCUGGACCAUAGGAUGGCUGAAUGGUAUUUUUACUUUUCGAAGCCGAUGCUUGUUUGUGCCAAAGGGCAACUUGCAUGUUCUCACAUUUAAGGUGUAGAAUCUGACCAUUACUGGGAAGCUGAACAUGAGCUGGCGCAAUGUGUUGUAUGAGGGGGUGUGCUAGGCGCAGCCAGCCCAUGUUAUUUUAAUGCUUCUCCUCCAUUAUUAGGAGGCCAUGGUGGUCAGGAUUAGCCAAGGACUGUGGGGAUAGCUGGAGGGAAUGGGAUGGUGUAUUGUUAAGGUAUUGAAGGGAUCAGAUCCCAAGUACUGUACUACUUUCUCCCACGAUUAAUGUUGUAGUUCCCCUGUAAGUGUUUCGCAUGCCCUGUUGUCAAUGUAAUUGUGUAAAUGUUCCUAAUGGAAAAAUAUCUUUUGU